Microdochium trichocladiopsis is the source of this 2025-nucleotide messenger RNA. RefSeq names its product fungal-specific transcription factor domain-containing protein. The record is from RefSeq and is a predicted model, not a curated record. Gene Ontology annotation, biological process: positive regulation of transcription by RNA polymerase II. Lineage: Eukaryota; Fungi; Ascomycota; Sordariomycetes; Xylariales; Microdochiaceae. The transcript is spliced from 2 exons. Gene Ontology annotation, molecular function: transcription cis-regulatory region binding; DNA-binding transcription factor activity. Gene Ontology annotation, cellular component: nucleus. The coding region runs from base 1 to 2025 and encodes 674 amino acids.
AUGCUGCAAGGCGUGGGAAAGGAGGACAAAGAUCUGGACAUUGCAACCCAGCUCGACAAAAUCCUGGCUGAGCUAGAAUACGAGGCACCCGGCCGGAAUCAGGAUCUCCUCUCCUGGCAGCGCGUUCAAGGACCCUUUGGCGUGUUCUCGGCAUUCCAGAGCAAAGCAAGCUCACCAGCGCUCCAGCCGGAACGCCAGGACGGAGACGGUCAUGCCCUGGGCACAUGGGGAGACAAUGAAGACUUUGGCACGGAGCUCGACCAGAUAGGUCUAUUCGCAGAUGCUGUCGAUCUCGGAAUGCCCAACCUGAUCUUCCAACAGCCGCCUCUCAGGAACUGGGAUCAUCAAAAAGCAUCAUCACCAGAGCCUGCGACUCUGGAUGGCAACGGCAACCCCUUGUUUCAAGCUUACGAUCUAUCAUCCUCGGCACCCACUUAUGGCUCGCUAGCAUGGCAAAUUCAAGCAAGUGAACCAGAGUUGCCGGCGGCUAUCUCGCCCCAAGCACUGCCCAUGCACGAGUCGCCAUACCUGCCCCGAUGUGCGCAAUACCUGCUCUGGCAUUACUCGAACCACACGAUCCCGUCGUUGUCUGGCAUCCCACUGCAAAAUGAGAACAGCCUAUGGAAGCGACUGCAUUUGCCGACCGCGCUGCAGGCUUACGCGGAGCUGGGUGUCCUUGGCGAUUCCAGUUUACCGCGCGUAUCGCUGCUGUACAGCCUGAUGUCAAUCGCCUGCUUCCAGCUCAAGGCACUCCACAAGGAUGCCCCUGGACAUGGAGUUGUCGCGCCCUUCAGCUUGGGGCCGGCGUUCGCUGCCGAAAGCUGGAGCGCAGCGGACUGGGAAGCGCAAGGCAUCAAGUUUCGAGACAUUGCUCAGACGGGGCUCCAGAAGUUCCUCCGCAACGCAGAGACAUCUCGGAGUGUCGGAGCCUCGUACAAGUACAAGGAGGUGCUGGUGGCUGCGGUGAGCCUUGUGUGCAUCCGGAUCGUGAGUGGCGAUACCACGGAUGCGCGGCCUUACAUCCUGCAGUGCGAGCAUAUCAUCCGAAACAUGAACCCGAGCAAGAAUCGACUGUCCCGCAAGACGUCAAAUCUUCACGAGAUAUUCUACUACAUUCAAGUCAUGGAGUCGGCGUCAUCCGUGCAGCAUAGCUCGCACCACACGAGGAGAUUGUUGCCGUAUGCUGCGGACCAGGACACGGGGGACACUGAUCUCGAGGUUGGCGCAGGAGUCACGCUUACGCGCGAUACAGACAUUGCUCGCGUGUCGUCCUCGGAGCUUUGUCUUGACGAGACAGACGGGGAAGAGGAUGUAAUGUACGGGAUCCCAGGCUCCUUGAUCCACCUCCUGGCUCGGACCACGGCACUUAUCGAGAAGACUGAGCAAUCAGACCCAUCCCAAGGUGACAAGCCGAGCACAUCAUCGCCCAUCGAGGUGGAAAAGAUGACCAGAACUCUAGAAAACGACAUUUGCGCCUGGCCUGGGCAGCGGAAACAUCGCAGUAUCGCCACUCGCCCUCCCGCUCGUGACGUGCUGGCAACCCAAUCUGGUGUCGACACCGACACUAUCUUCGAACCAACAUCUGACUCCUUCCACAAGGACAGCGUGGUGGAUUGUAGCCUGCCACGCCUAAUGACCGACUGUCUCGCCCAGGCGCUGCACGCGGCCAUCCUGAUCCAUUUCUUCCGCACCGUGCGCAAGACACACCCGGCCAUCCUGCAGCACUACGUCGAGGCCGUGACGAGCCACCUGGAGAUGCACGCCUCGCUCAAGACCAUGUCGGCGCCCGCCCGGCUCAACGCCAUCGUGUGGCCCAGCUUCAUCGCCGCCUGCGAGGCCAUCGACGAGGGCCUAAGGCGGCGCGGCAUUGCUUGUCUGCGCCAGGCGGCCUGGGCCGGCUUCUGCAACUGGGAGGCCGCCGAGGCGGUAACUCGCGAGGUCUGGCGGCGGCGCGAUGCCGGCGACACGUGCGCCUCGUGGCAGCAGGUCGUGCGGGACUUGUCUGUGCACAUGGUUCUGACUUGA